CUCUCUCUCUCUCUCCAACCAUUCAAAAAGGUUUGGUUGGGUUUAUAUCCACAACACUUCCUCUUUUCUCUACUUCUUCUGUUGCAGCAAUGGUUUCUCUGCCAACACUCCUCUUAUUGUUCGCCGCCUCCGCCGCCGCGAUCUUCCUCCAUCGCGCGUUCAGCCGGCGGAAGUUUCGGCUGCCGCCGGGGAGCUAUGGCCUGCCGUUCAUUGGCGAGACGCUGCAGCUGAUAUCUGCGUAUAAGAGUUCCAAUCCGGAGCCGUUCAUGGACGAGCGCGUGAGGCGCUACGGCUCGAUCUUCAUGACGCACGUAUUCGGCGAGCCGACGGUGUUCUCGGCGGACCCGGAGCUGAACCGGUUCAUUCUGCAGAACGAAGGGAAGCUGUUGGAUUGCAGUUACCCCGGUUCCAUAUCGAACCUGCUCGGAAAACACUCUCUUCUGUUGAUGAAAGGCGCUCUGCACAAGAGAAUGCACUCGCUCACCAUGAGCUUCGCCAACUCCUCCAUCAUCAAGGAUCACCUUCUCCACCACAUCGACCGCCUCAUCGGCCUCAACCUCGAUACCUGGUCCGAUCGUGUUACUCUCAUGGACCAGGCAAAAAAGAUAACGUUUGAGCUAACAGUGAAGCAAUUGAUGAGCUUUGACCCUGAUGAAUGGACUGAGAGUUUAAGGAAAGAGUAUGUUCUUGUCAUUGAAGGCUUCUUCACUCUCCCUUUACCUCUCUUCUCCACCACAUACCGGAGAGCCAUCAAGGCAAGAACAAAGGUGGCAGAGGCACUGACGUUGGUAGUCAGGCAGAGGAGAGAAGAGUAUAACCAAGGGAAAGAGAAAAAGAGUGACAUGCUAGGGGCACUGUUGGCCUCCGGUGACCACUUUUCCGACGACCAAAUAGUCGAUUUCUUGUUGGCUUUGCUCGUCGCCGGUUACGAGACCACCUCUACCAUAAUGACUCUUGCAGUCAAGUUCCUCACUGAGACUCCUCUGGCUCUGGCACAGCUCAAGGAAGAGCAUGACCAAAUCAGAGCAAGGAGUGACCCCGGGGCUCCACUGGAAUGGACAGAUUACAAGUCAAUGGUUUUUACCCAACAUGUUGUGAAUGAGACCUUGAGGGUGGCAAACAUAAUUGGUGGGAUAUUUAGAAGAGCAACGACAGACAUCGACAUAAAAGGUUACACUAUUCCUAAGGGAUGGAAGGUCUUUGCAUCAUUUCGUGCUGUACAUCUGAAUCCUGAAUAUUACAAAGAUGCACGCACCUUCAACCCCUGGAGAUGGCAGAGUAACUCAUCGGAAGCAGCAAACCCUGCAAAUGUUUAUACACCUUUUGGUGGAGGGCCACGGUUGUGCCCUGGUUAUGAGCUAGCCAGAGUUGUACUUUCUGUCUUCCUUCACCGCAUUGUCACCCGCUUCAGCUGGGUUCCUGCUGAGGAAGAUAAGUUGGUGUUUUUCCCAACAACCAGGACGCAGAAGAGGUACCCUAUUAUUGUCAAGCGUAGAAAUGCAAACCAUGUAUAGCAACAUGAGAAAUUAAGACCGUAACAGGUAGACAAGACACAGAGGAAGCUCAGCGUAGAUCAAUUUAAUAAGUUCAUCUUCAUCAUAUAUGAAUAAAUUAUUAAAUUAUAUUUCACUUUUA
This is a messenger RNA of Vigna radiata var. radiata (mung bean), 1635 nucleotides long. Its product is annotated as cytochrome P450 90A1-like. NCBI's taxonomy places the organism in Eukaryota, Viridiplantae, Streptophyta, Magnoliopsida, Fabales, Fabaceae. The record is from RefSeq. Gene Ontology annotation, biological process: multicellular organism development; brassinosteroid homeostasis; brassinosteroid biosynthetic process. Gene Ontology annotation, molecular function: iron ion binding; monooxygenase activity; oxidoreductase activity, acting on paired donors, with incorporation or reduction of molecular oxygen.